This is a messenger RNA of Carassius gibelio (silver crucian carp), 5021 nucleotides long. RefSeq names its product formin-like. Gene Ontology annotation, biological process: actin nucleation. The record is from RefSeq and is a predicted model, not a curated record. The transcript is spliced from 18 exons. Gene Ontology annotation, cellular component: cytoplasm; actin filament; nucleus. Lineage: Eukaryota; Metazoa; Chordata; Actinopteri; Cypriniformes; Cyprinidae. The coding region runs from base 609 to 3914 and encodes 1101 amino acids. Gene Ontology annotation, molecular function: microtubule binding.
GAGAGAGAGAGAUUGAAUCCCAGCCUCACAUUUCCAGUUCCUGCGCUCGUGUAACCGGACACUCGCAGGUGAAUCUCAGCCAGGUUCACAGCAGAUCAGAGACCGGGGAGUGGUUAGAGAGAAAGGUAAUCAGACCUGCAUGACCCCUCCUCUCCAAAGACAGCGCUGAACGUUCUCCAGGAGAUACUCAAGCCUUCACAGACUCCGCCGGAGCAGGAAAUGCCGUGCUGCCACAUUCCAGAAAAAAAACACUAUGGAAAUGUUUAUAGGAAGUCGUAUCCACUGGUUCUGUGAGUUUCCUUUCACUGGACUAGAGCGACACUGAGGCACUUCAGACUCUGUUUUCUUUCUCUCGUUUGAGAAUCACACUGGAACUGCAUGGAAUGAAAGUUUUUCCAAAUGUUUUAGUGGCUCACAGCUCAUUAGAACUGGAGUGUGUGUGUGUGUGUGUGUGUGUGUGAGAGAGAGAGAAGCCCGGGGAUUUUCAUGCACAAAAACCUUUUGUUUUCUCCAGUCUGUGAAACUAGAGUGCAUGCAGGUUGAAGUAAAACCACAACAACUAUGCAGCUAUUGGAUUAUACUUCUUAGGAUUCAAUGCAAACAGGAUUAUGGAUCCAGACCACACUAGGAGCUCUUUGAGGUUCCUCGAGUCAGAUCAGAUGCCGGCUGUGUUGACAUCAUUCCGAACAUUGCCUGAGGAAGAUGCUAAUGGUCAUAUUGGAGCAGUGGAUCCUUUGAGCCUGAAAUCUGGAGGUGGUUUGGAGGAAAAUGUGGAUCUGGAGUCCUCUGAUCCGUGUGUGGUGCAGGUGACAAGGGUGGAGACGUACAUCGACGAUGAGGAAGACAUGACAAGCAUUCAGGAAAGGGAUCAUGAAGGAUCUUCGGACAGACUCGAGCCGUUCGUUGUCAAAGCCGAGAGUCUCGUGGAGAGAUCGCUUAAAGACGUUUCGAUUCUGAGCCGGACAGGUCCAUACGCGAAACUCAACCGCUCGCUGGAUUUCUCUCGUUUCUCCGACGAUUCCAGAAAAGAAGUGGCAUCUCGGAGCGUUCAUAAAGUCGAUUCAGCCUCAGAAUUACUGAACAGAAGUUUAGUUCCUCCUCUCAAACCUGAUUCUGAGUCACAUCAUGUUGAGGAUGCUGCUUUGGUUUCAGAUGACUCAAACCAAGAACAGAAUUCCGGAGAAGAUCCAACAUCUCCGACCGAUUCCCAAAAGAGUCCAGCUUCUGUUUUACCCUCCCCAGAUCUCUCUUCUCCGAUAAAAGACUCCAAACAGGACAACAGACACCAGCUGCCGGCUCUGUUCAGCGGGAUACGAGUGCUGAAGAAAGGAGCGCUCGGAGACGAGAGGGACACGCUUUCGGAAAUCAAACAGCGAGAUUCGGAUCGAUCGCUGCUGAGCCUCAAUCAACACGUCAACAAAGCCAAACUCCAACAAGCUAAAAAGAAAACCCAAGUCAGAAGUCUGUCUGAAAUCACCGGUCUGUUGCAGAAGGUCCAACAGAACGAGGAUAAAUCCCACUCUCCGGAUCCCAGCGCAGAUUCGUCAUUCGAUGCUGUAAAAUCCAGAUUAUUCAGCUCGAAACCCGUGAAGAAGGAUCCUGUGGAGGCAGCGCUGGACCUGGACGCCGUCCGGAGGAAGAAGAAGAACGAUAAAGAUCUGCUGAGGUCCAUCUUUGAGAGACAGCUGAGUAAAGCUCUGGUCGCUGACUCCAAGAGUCCUACAGAGGAGGAAUCUGAGGUCACGUCUCCGUCUGAUGGUGAGGACCGAACCCCUGGCCGUCUGCAGGCCGUCUGGCCUCCACCCAAAGAUGACGGAGAGGAGAAGGUGGGCCUGCGCUACACUGAAGCCGAGCACCAGGCCGCUCUCCUGCAGCUGAAGAGAAAGUUUAAAGAGGAGCUGGAGAAACUGCAUGCAGAUUUCGAGCUGCAGAUCUUCCAGGUUCGAGGCGAGCAUGCGCAGGUCGUGUCUCGUCUGGAGUCGCUCAUCAGCAGGAUGCAGAAGGAGCAGGUGUAUAAUACUGUACAGGAGCGCGGCGAGCUGCAGGACAUCUGCGUCUCCACCGAAGACGACCAGCCACCCAAAAGCUUCCGGAACGUGUGCAUCCAGACGGACCGCGAGACCUUCAUCAAGACCCCUGAGAGCGACGGGGCCAGACCAGCGCUGGGCUCCAGCCCGCCCAAAAAACUGGACCUGGACUCAAUCAGCAUGAGUUUGGGAGUGAGUCCAGGACCGCCUCCUGCCCCUCCUCCUCUACCUGGUAGCUCCGCCCCUCCACCUCCUUUUCCUGGUAGCUCCGCCCCUCCUCCUCCUCCACCCUUACCUGGACUUUCACAUGCCCCGCCCCCUCCACCGCCUCUCCCAGGAGCCCCGCCCCCUCCUCCACCCCUCCCUGGAGCUCCACCCCCUCCUGGACUUUCAGGAGCUCCUCCCCCUCCUCCACCCCUCCCUGGAGUCCCGCCCCCUCCCGGUCUUCCUGGAGCCCCGCCCCCUCCUCCACCCAUGCCGGGAUGUGGCGCUCCUCCUCCCCCUCCUGUUUUUGGCGGGUUUGGAUUCGGACAGGCGACUGAGAAAGCUCCGCGUAAACCUGCUGUCGAGCCGGCCUGCCCCAUGAAACCGCUCUACUGGAACCGCAUCCAGAUUCAGGACCAGAAUAAUAACACACUCUGGAGUUCACUGGAAGAGCCUGAUAUCAUAAACACUCAAGAGUUUGAGGAUCUGUUCUCCAAAGCCACCGUCCAGCCCAAGAAGAAACCGCUGUCAGACACGUACGAGAAGAAGAACAAGACCAGGAAGCUCAUCAAGCUGCUGGAUGGGAAACGCUCUCAGGCCGUGGGAAUAUUAAUAUCCAGCCUCCAUCUGGAGAUGAAGGACAUUCAGCAGGCUGUUCUGACGGUGGAUCAUUCUGUGGUGGAUCUGGAGACCAUCGAAGCUUUAUAUGAGAACAGAGCUCAGCCUGAUGAACUGGAGAAGAUCAGAAAACACUACGAGACGUCUAAAGAAGACGAGGUGAAGCUCCUGGAUAAACCUGAACAAUUCCUGUACGAACUCUCACAGAUUCCCGACUUCGCCCGCCGCGUGCACUGCAUCAUAUUCCAGUCUGUGUUUGUGGACUCCAUAUCAUCCGUCCAUCGGAAGCUGGAGAUCAUCUCUGCUGUGAGCAAGGCUUUUCUUGAUAAUGACAGUGUGAAGGACGUGAUCGGCCUCAUCUUGGCUUUUGGAAACUACAUGAACGGUGGAAACCGGACCAGAGGACAGGCGGACGGAUUCGGACUGGAGAUUCUGCCUAAACUAAAAGAUGUCAAGAGCAGGGACAAUCGUAUGAGUCUGGUGGAUUAUGUAGUGUCAUACUACCUGCGAAACAUGGACAAGAACGCAGGAACAGAGAAGAGCGUUUUCCCGCUUCCUGAACCUCAGGAUCUCUUCCACGCCGCUCAGGUCAAGUUUGAAGAUCUCGCAAAAGACCUUCGCAAGUUAAAGAAGGAGCUGACAGCGUGUGUGAAGGAGGUUGAGCAGGUGUGUGAAAACUCCUCUGAGGAACAUCUACAGCCCUUUAAGGACAAGAUGGAGAGCUUCGUCAGCACCGCACAAUCACAGUACGAGACUGAAGACGAGCGACUGCAGGCGGCACAGAAGAGUUUCCAGGACAUGGUGAUGUACUUCGGGCUCAAACCCAAGUCUGGAGAGAAAGAGGUUUCUCCAAAUCAUAUCUUCAUGCUGUGGUACGAAUUCUGCAAUGAUUUCAAGAGCAUCUGGAACCGAGAGAAUAAAAACAUCUCCAAAGAGAGACUGAAAGAAGCUCAGCAGACCGUCCAGAAAAUCACGGCUGAGAAGAAAGUGGAGACAAAGAAGACCAACGCAAACAGUCUGAAAGAGCGACUGCGAAAGAAAGAAGCCGGCGUGUCAUCCAGCUGAGACAGACACAGAAGCACCAGAGAACCGUGUGGAACCACUUCAGUAUGAGACAAACGUAUGUUAUUAGGUCAAGAAGAAACAUCUGACAUCGAUAUAUCUAUCAGAAUCAGCUGUGCCUCAUAUUCAUCGAAGGGUCGGUGUUAUAUUAUCUGUGUCUCGAUGUUUCAACACAUUUUCCUUUUGCCAAAAUGAGACUUGACGAAGCACUUUUACGCUCCUUCUCACUCGUGGAGUCUAUGCAAUGUCCUCCGUUUCAGAAGAGAAAUGUGCAAAUCAUAUCCAUGCAUUAAAUGUGAGAACAGUAUGAUGGGGAACGAGUGUCAUCGACUACAUCUGAUGACAUUUUCAUGUGUAACCGAGUCAAAGUCAAAGGCUUUAUUGAGGAAUACCGUGUUAUGAGGAUGUCAGAAAGUGGUUUUGCUUCCCUGUUGGUUUAUGUUGUAAUGCAUUCUGUCAUUUAUCCAGUUAUUUCAUGCGCAGAUGUGUUGAAAACGUCCUGGAACAUUAUCACAGUGUCAGAUUUUAUUGACAUUUUUUUAUUUUAUUUCCUGUAACAAUUUGUACAUUUAUUAGGUGCAAUAAACGUUUUGGACAUCAGCGAAAUGAAACAUAAGAAACUGUGUCUUCUGAUUUCUGAAAAAGUAUUUACAUUAAAACCACACUUCAACAAUAAACUCAUAUAGUUGUUCAAUCAAUGCAACACUGAUUUCCAAUACGUUUUUUUAAUAGUUAUUAAAUUUUAGGUCCUUAGAAAGAUGGUUUUAUUUAAAUAGUGUUUGGUUUUUACUCUCUUCAUGAACUUAUUGUCUUGUAAAUGAUCUAACAAGCAAAUCAAAAUGUGAACUUUCUAGAUUAUAUAUGGGAGGAACAAUGCAUUUAGAUGAAGUUUCUCAAAGCGCCUGCAGUUUUAUGACUGUCGAGCGUUAAAAAGCUUUCGCACUACAUUAGCUGGUGUGUUUGGCUGUGGAUGCGGUUGAGCUCAGUGCGUAAAACACACAGCGUGAAAUUGAUUUCUGUGGUCGUUUAUGAAGCGUUUAAUCAUGUGUUCGACAGAGAGAGAGAGAUCAGGGGUCAAAAUGUUUGACCUUUUAUUAAUACCAUCUUCCC